GUUACCAUCUUCCAUUGGGACUUGCCUCAACCCCUGCAAGACCUGGGUGGCUUCACCAAUGACAUUAUUGUGGAUUUCUUCCAAGACUAUGCUGAUUUUGUUUUCCAAACGUUCGGAGAUAGGGUGAAGUGGUGGCUUACGCUGAACGAGCCAUGGACAACGUGCGUGGAGGGCUACGGCAACGGAGGAAAGGCUCCGGUCGUCCUGGCAGAAGGAAGAGGCGACUACCUCUGCGCGCACAACUCCCUCAAGGCGCACGCCAGAGCCUAUCGGCUGUACGAAACCAAGUACAAACAGAGCCAACAAGGAAAGGUUGGAUUCGCAGCGAACUCCGACUACUUUUGGCCCAAAGACCCCAACAACGCAGACGACGUCGCGGCCGCGCAGCGCUGGAUGCAGUUCAACUGGGGCUGGUUCACGCACCCUGUUUUCAGCAAGGAAGGGAACUAUCCGCAGGACAUGAUCGACUACAUCGACGCUGCAAGUACAAAGCAAGGGCUUGCGAGAUCUAGGUUGCCCAAGUUUACCGCAGAAGAAAUUGAAAUGAUUAAAGGUAGUGCUGACUUCUGCGGAGUGAACUCGUACACAUCGACAGUGGUGGCGCAGCUGCAGCCCUCCGAUCCCCAGCCUGAAGUGGGCACGCGGGCCAGUGACGCGGCAAUCGUCACAUCGCGUGACCCCAGCUGGGAAGCAACCAUUGCACCGUGGCACUAUGUGGUACCCACGGGUUUGAGGAAGCUACUGAACUGGAUCAGGACCGAGUACGACAACCCUAACGUCAUUAUCACAGAGAACGGGUACCCGGACAGCGGACAGCUGAAGGACGUUAACCGCGUCAGAUAUUACAGAUUAUACAUUCUCGAGCUACUGAAGGCCAUGACGGAAGACAAAUGCAACGUGUUCGGAUACACUGCCUGGAGCCUCAUGGAUAACUACGAGUGGUUCUACGGCUAUGCCCAUAAGUUCGGCAUCUACCACGUCGAUUUCGAAGACCCAAAUCGGCCGCGCACACAAAAGAUGUCUGCCAAAUUCUACCAGCGCUUGAUUGCGACGCGGAAGGUCCCGAGGGACGGCGACAUCGUCUUUCCCGACGACCCAACCAGCACCGCGCGCCCUGCGACCACCGCGCGCCCGAACACGUCUGCAACUCGAGCUGCGACUAGCACCGCGCGCUCGGCUACUGAUGCACUUCCCAAUUCGUCUGCCUCCAUCGGCGGCGUGAUGACAUUGGUGUUAGUUGCAACUCUUCUCUCUCUGCUAGGGUGCUAGCUUCCUUUUGCAGACGCCCUUUGAGCGAAAAAUUCAAACCGAAAGGUUGCUCCAAAUGAGAUGUAGGUUAACAAGUCAUGCAUCUCGAUGCAUGUUUGCACCCUCGGGUUCCUAUUCAAAAGAUCUAAUCUUCUCGUGUCCGGAUUAAAGAUUCAUACUGAUCCUCUCCGUAGAAAGAACCUUAUCCUAAACGUUAGCUUAUUUCGUCUAGUUUAACCAUUGGGACCGGAUAAGAAAGAGAGUAAGCGGAAAACAUUUCUGCAAGCACUAAGGUUUGUGUGAAUAACCUCACGAUUCCUUUUAGUAGCUGUCCCGAAUGAAACUUGCGUUUCAGACAAUGUAAUAUGAGUAAGGUCAGAAUGGGAACUUUCAUCUGGAAAUUGUUUGAGAGAAAUGAUGCAGCUCAAAUUAAUAUUUAGUAGUUACGUAAUCUGAAAAUAAACAUGAAAAUAAUGGUUAAAAUCUUGCACAAAGGUACCGCAACGGGUCUUCUUAAGGUUCCCCAAGUAGCGCACCUGACGGACACACCCACGCUUCGAGAAAGAGGAACUUCUACUGAGACCCCAUUAACAGCUGAGGAAGUGCAUUGGGAAUUACAAUUUGCAGCCGCAACCUGAAAUUGAGACCUGGCUAUGUCUGAAUGUUAAUACUUUCGUUCGCAGACCAGGGCGAGCGCCAAACUUGUUCAACUGUAGAGUAUGAAAUGUAGAGAAAACAAUUCAUAAAUAAAUAUAAGACAGUUCUUUUUUUUUAAA
Thrips palmi is the source of this 2024-nucleotide messenger RNA. Its product is annotated as myrosinase 1-like. The record is from RefSeq and is a predicted model, not a curated record. Gene Ontology annotation, biological process: carbohydrate metabolic process. Gene Ontology annotation, molecular function: beta-glucosidase activity. NCBI's taxonomy places the organism in Eukaryota, Metazoa, Arthropoda, Insecta, Thysanoptera, Thripidae.